Molecule: messenger RNA, 2504 nt
Organism: Salvelinus sp. IW2-2015
Lineage: Eukaryota; Metazoa; Chordata; Actinopteri; Salmoniformes; Salmonidae
Gene: slc19a3b
Product: solute carrier family 19 member 3b
Biological process (GO): transmembrane transport; vitamin transport
Cellular component (GO): plasma membrane
Molecular function (GO): vitamin transmembrane transporter activity
Source: RefSeq, a predicted model, not a curated record
UAGCUCAAAGUCUCCCUCAUAUAAACUUGCAUUCUCAGUUAUAAACAAUUAGUUCAUAGACAGACAAAAUUCAUACAUUUCCCCGACAAGGACUUGGCCAAGUGAUCUACUGCUGCCUACUGCCAACAGAUCCCAGUGGUACACAGGACUCAGACCCAGAGGUAGUACGUGUGAGGGGGACAUAAGGGGUAGCCUACCAGGAUGGGUUCCUGGGCCAAGCUGAAGUCCACUGGCUGGGUGUUUCCCACAGCCGUUUUGUCGCUCUAUGGGUUCUUCGCCAACUGCAGACCAGCUGAGCCCUUCCUAACACCCUACCUUAUUGGACCAUACAAGAACAUCUCAGAGGAAGUGGUGACCAACUACCUGUUCCCCAUCUGGACGUACUCCUACCUGGCCGUCCUCUUCCCCGUCUUCCUGCUGACAGACUUCCUGAGGUACAAGCCGGUGAUCGUGGUCCAGGGCCUCUUCCUGGUCACCAACUAUGUCCUGCUCUGCUUCGCCCCCGGCCUGACCGCCAUGACCUUCCUGCAGUUCAACUAUGCCGUGGUGACCUCCACGGAGGUGGCCUACUUCUCCUACAUCUACAGUGUGAUCCCUCCGGAGAGGUACCAGCGGGCCACCGGCUACCUCCGCAGUGCCAUGCUGACAGGCUCCACCCUAGGGGCCACCAUAGGCCAGAUGCUGGUCUCCCUGGCAGGGCUGGACUACUUCCACCUCAAUGCUAUCUCCCUGGGGAUUCUCAGCAUUGCGUUCCUCAUCUCCAUCUGGCUACCCAUGCCCCAGCAGGGGAUGUUCUUCAGGGGGGAGAAGGCUGCCCUGUGCCUGAGCGCCAAGGGCCAGGUGGAGGAGGAGGCGAGUGCAGUGGAGGAGGCCCAGGAUGCAGAGGAGGCCGUGGAGGAUGGUGCUGGGUCGGGUAGGACCCAAGGUGCCGGGGGUAGUACUGGCUGGUGCAGCCUGCAUAAUGUGGUCUAUGCUGGCAGGCUGCUCUGGAGCAGUUUCAGAGAGUCCUACUCCUCUAGGAAGCUGGUCUACUGGUCUCUGUGGUGGGCUCUAGCCACGGCCGGCUACGGCCAGGUGUUCAACUACAUCCAGCUGAUGUGGGACCACAUAGAGCCAUCCAGCACCUCCUCUGUCUACAAUGGAGGGGUCGAGGCCAUCUGCGCAGUAGUAGGUGCAGCCGCAGCCUUCUGUGUGGGUCAUGUAAAGGUGACCUGGGAUGUCUGGGGGGAGCUGUCACUGGGGGUGUUCUCUGCGGUCGGGGCAGGGGCCGUGUUUCUGAUUGGGCUGACCAGCAACAUUUGGGCAAGCUAUGCUGGCUACGUCAUCUUCAAGGCCUCCUACAUGCUGCUGAUCACCAUCACUACAUUCCAGAUUGCAUCCAACCUUUCCAUGGCAUGCUAUGCUCUAACGUUCGGAGUCAACACUUUUGUCGCCCUCUUGCUGCAGACCAUUCUCACAGCCAUCGUUGUUGAUGAAAGUGCACUGGGGUUAGACAUUAUCACACAGUUCAUCAUCUAUGGCAGCUACUAUGCCGCAAUAUCUGUGCUUUUCCUGAUCCGAGGGAUGUACACAGCCUGUGCACACCACUGCRGCCCUAAACAGGCAAUGGACCAGGAGCAGAAAGAAGAACCCGAAGUGGAGAUGCCCUCCUCAGACCGGUUCUGUUCUGACCACAGACAGUAGUCUAUCAGAGACUGAGGGGGGCAAGGCGUCUUCAGGGGUUCACCCUAAAAUGUAAUGGCAUGGUGUUACAUACUUGUAUUUAUAAUAAAAAUAAAACAAAAUGUUGCGUAAGCAUUGUUUUGUCCAACUUCUCUUUAAGUCAUCCAAAAGAUAAGGGGUUUUCAAUUGAUAGGCAUGGCCAUGUUAAAUUUGCYCUAUCUAAUGUUUUAGUUAUUGCAUACAUUUAUUGAGCAGGUUGUUGAUUGACAGACUGAGCUCAGUGAUUACACAAACAAACCAAGGUGACUUCCGUAUGGGGACUAGAUUCAGGCUGGAUUAAGGGUAGUGUGUGAGAGCAGACUAACCUGAUCAGGUAAAGRGUUAAACCUGCUUUUUGUAUAAAGUAUAAAAAUGUGUGUGGGUGAUAAUAGUGGCUAUCGCUGUUUGUGGAUCUGUGAGGAUGGAGGCUGUGAAGCGGUGGAGGGCAGGAUYGGGCUAUCCCACCACUCUGCUGUGCAUCUAUGGGUUCUUCGAUACAGUGAAACCUCUUGUACCCUUCAUCUACCCUUACCUGACUGGUCCAAACAAAAACCUGAUGGUGGAACAGGUACAGUAGGCUUCAGGACAAACAUUUCAAUGCAUUGUAUUCAUGCUCUUAUACUAUCUUUAGAGGGGUGUAACGAUUUCCUUCAUUGUGUAUUCGUGCCUUUACAACUUCAUCAGUAAUAUAACCAUGUUAUUGACCACUUUAUUACCUACCAGCUUGAUAAAGAAAAGGAAAAUCAAGGGAGAAAAUGCUUGUAACGAACGUCGUCGGGAGAAGGAGAGGAGGACCAAAGUGC